CAUUCGUACCCCGUCUGCACUCCCACUGCCGACUCCGGCGACAACCAUGGCCACUCGCCGGAGCCCAGGCACCACCGCCCACCACCGCCUCCUCCUACUCUUCCUCCCCUUCCUGCUAAUUUCCUCGUACUUCCUCCCCUCCGCCUCCGCCUACCGCCCCGGCGACAUCGUCCCCAUGCUCCGCUCCGGCCAGUACCACGGCUCCAGGUCGGUGUGGUUCGACGUCAUCGGCCGCCACUGCCCGUCCUUCGCGGUCAACCGGGAGGUGCUGAUGCCGAUCCCCAAGCCCACGGGGUUCACUGGCGCGGAUCCGUAUAAGAUAACCUUUCAGAUUGGACACGAAAAGUUCCAUCUUCCUUGGCUGUAUGUUAUAAACCGCAAAAGCUCUCAAGUUCCACUGAUAGAUUUUCAUUUGAAGUACACUGGAAAUGAUUUACUUGGUGUUACGGCCAAAGUGGUGGACAUGCCUCAGCAUUUUUUGGAACUUCAUCCUGACAUAAAGAAGCAUUUCUGGGAUCCACAGAACUGGCCAAAAUAUGUCCUUGUUAGUUAUACAUGGGAGGAGCAAUCAGAGAUAGAUGUUGCUGGAGGAUUCUAUAUGUUAUUUGGAUCUGGUCUCGUUCUUUCCUUUGUCCUUGCAAUCUAUGUCUUGCAAUCGUCUCAAGAGAAGUUGACAAGGUUUGUGCGAGAAGCAGUUUCUGAUAGCAGCCUACCUGAAGGAGGGAUUGCAAAGGUGGAGUGAUAUUUCCACAAGGGGCUGUUGGCCUAUCGACUAAUCUGCCCACAGAUGGAAACACCGACAAUGAAGUUAUAAACUCAGCGCUGCCAUAUUUCUUGGUCCUGCAGUUUCUGCCUGCUACACAAGAGCGUGCAUCUGAAGAACCAGUUGAUUAGUUGUUAUCCGUGCUUGAACAAAAUUAACUGUUAUGUACUAACAUAUAUCAAGUUGAAGGAGAGACGAAUUGUAGAUUCUUCCUCUUUGUAACAGAACUGUGGGCAAACUGGAGUAUAUGCAGUUGCUAGCUCAUUACA
Messenger RNA from Lolium rigidum, 1032 nucleotides. RefSeq lists its product as uncharacterized. The record is from RefSeq and is a predicted model, not a curated record. Lineage: Eukaryota; Viridiplantae; Streptophyta; Magnoliopsida; Poales; Poaceae. The transcript has 9 exons. Bases 47 to 742 code for a protein of 231 amino acids.